CAUGCCUCGCUUAGACGGCGGCUGACCUAAUUCUUGUAGCUUCGUCGCCGCCGACGGUGGCUCGCUGCAUGCAUCGGCAUGGAACAAGACGACGCCCCCGGUUUUGCCCAGCAGGUCUCCGACGUCGUGCGCUCUCCACCGGCCACUCCCCCCCGUCAGAAUCAGCCACAACUCACACGAGGGUCUACACUCCCAGCCAUACACGUCCAGGAAAGGCACCUUGUCACACAGCGCGUCUCGUGUCAUUGAUAAAUACCGCCGCAAGAGAGCCACAAAUAAGUCGACGAAAGGCAAUGCAACUAGCACCAGAAUAAAUUCAAGAUGCCAACCAAAGUGUGUCGUUACUUUGAUUAACAGUUUUGAUGACAUGAAAAAGGAUCUUGUCUGUCAAACAGGGCUUCACGGCAUCCUUCAGCUGAAGUUAACUAAAGUUAACAGACAGUAUGGCGCAUGGCUUCUGAGCAAGAUUGAUGUUGAUUCAUGUGCCAUCGUAGCUGAUCUUCAUAAAGUGACCCCCUUCUCUGCGAGGGACGUUAAUUCAGUCUUGGGUGUACCAUGCAGCGGGAGAACCAUUGAGACCUGUAACCAAGAUGAGGUAGAACGGAAUAAGAGGAUUCUUUGUGAUAUUUUUGAGGUUCCACACUUUUCACAGGUUACUGUUAAGUUUUUGGAGGCAAUUCUUAAUAAACAAUAUUCAUAUCCGAUGAGCUUAAAGGACCAACGAUCGUUCAAGGCGGCAUUUGUCCUUUAUGUCAUGACAAAGUUCUUGGCUCCGCAAUCACUAGCAAACUACAUUUCCACAAGGUAUAUCAGCGCAGUAGCUGAUAUUGACAAUAUCUCGUCAUACAACUGGGCACAGUUCAUCGUCGACGACCUCAUGAAUUCUGCCAGCUUGAUGCCCAAACGAUUUCAUAAUUCUUCUCAAGUAUCAAUUAACGGGUGUAUACUAUUCCUCCAGACAAUCUACCUGGACCAUAUUGCGCCAUCAAAUAACGAUGUCAACUGUGAAACCAGUCCUAGGAUUGCGGCAUUCGAUGAUGACCUCGUCACCCGCAUUAUCAUGAAUGACAUGAAGUGCAAACACAACAUUGGGUUCCCUUUCCCUCAGUUUGGGAAGCUGCAGGUCGGCUAUGUUUUAAUCAAUUUAAUUGCCAAAUUAUCAUCAAUUUUUGUACUAAUUAUUUUAUUUUUUGUUAACUUACGAAACCACCAAGUAUUUACUCCCGUGCACCAGAAGAGGGCUCUCAAGAAAAUCAUCAUUCGACUCCGAGCGCAACCAUUAACCAACCAUGUGUGUCCAACAUUUCAGAAUACUUGCAGACGCGUUUCAAGUCAACUAAAUUACGGUCGAUAUAUGGAGAAGAGGCUUCUUCUUCCAUUAAGGAUGCAAUCUCCAGUGCUGAAGGACAAUUUUCAUCUAUUUUGCAAGAUACUUCAGAUUUUGAAAACUUUUUUGAUAAUCCAGUAGCCAUUGAAGCAACUCAAAAACUUAACAAAAUUCUGGUUACUACUGUUUUCAAUUCGAUAAAAAUUGCAGUAAGGGCCACCCUUCGUAAUGUUCUUUCGGACAACCACAAUAGGUCCGGCGGUCUGGGCAGUCACGGUGCACUUCAUUCGAACCCCACAUCAGGCCUUACCCCAACAUCCUUCAGCAAGGAUACUGCUUCACCAUGCCAACAUACAAGUAUGCCUGACAGGGAUCAUCCACAACCGGCAUCUCAAGGCAACAUUGGUUCAUGUAGCACAACAAGUAAUAGGUACAACAAUCUAGCAUCCCGCACUCCACCAACAACUCAUAAUGCUUCUGCCUCACCAAGCAAGCAGAAAUCAUCAAUCUCCCCAGCAUCCGCUGCUCGCCUGGCACAAGAGUGGACCGUCGCACUAAGUGCGGAGGAUACCAAUGGAGAUGAACAACAACGUAGAUACAUAGUAGAAAACCCACCAUCCCACCUUCUAAGAGAUAAAAACACCCGAAAAAUAAAUCAAAACAAGAAACUUUUGUCCCCCUUUCAGACCAAGCAAUGCUCAAUAACACGUACUGAUACGCGGGUAGCCCGCUCAACUUAUUCGUACAUUCAAGAAAUAUCAAAUGAAGCCUUGUUGGAUGAAGUAUGGCUUCAAAGUUCUUGUCCAUUCAACAUCUCCAUAAAGUUACGCACUCUCCAGCAAUCAAUUGCACGCGGUGGCUGGAUGGAUACUGACUGCUUAAAUUUUGCGAUCCGCAAAAUGUUCUUGGAUGACGUGGAUCGGUUUGAGGGAACAAACUAUUUGGGAUGGAGACACUUCAUAAACCUCGACUUUGCAAGCUAUGCCUUGGCGGGGGGUGAAUUCUGGGUUCCAGAGCACCAGCUAGGACACUUCAUUGGAACACACAUACAUUAUGACGUUUCGCAAAGCCAUCAGAUACUCAUACCACUUCAUCUAGUUAAUCACUAUGCGUUGUAUGCAUUCGACAUGGAGAACAAGAAAAUAUCGAUACUUGACUCGCUCAGUGCACUAGGCCCCUUCAACGAAUCAAGAAUAUCUAGACAUAACAAGACAUGUCACACCAUAGCAUAUCAUCUCGCCGAGUGCAUGAGGUUAGCUUUUCCUGGAUGGGAUGAGGACAUACCUAGCUGGGGUAUUGAGGUCGUAGAGAACAUACCAGAACAACAAAACUCGGAUGAUUGCGGUUUUCUUGUAUUGAACUUCAUGCGCAACUGGAAUGGCCUCCGUCUAAUUAAUUUCAUAAGCAAGGAUUCUAACGACCUAAGGUGCACUUUUCUACUGGACUUGCUGACGUUCAAGACAAAUGAAGCUUCUCUUCCAGAUUGGGUUAAACUCCAGCUCAGCCAGCUUAGGGAUUAGACUAGUAGACAACAUUAUCCGCAAACAUUUCCCUAUAGAUUUUCUUCAUUCGUAGCUAGCCACACUGUACUUUGCUUAACUAUGUCAUUGUAUUUGCAUAUUCUCCUUACUUUCAGAAAUGAAUAUCAAUCUCUAUCAUCUUACUUUA
Molecule: messenger RNA, 2995 nt
Organism: Triticum aestivum (bread wheat)
Lineage: Eukaryota; Viridiplantae; Streptophyta; Magnoliopsida; Poales; Poaceae
Product: putative ubiquitin-like-specific protease 1B
Exons: 11
Coding region: 1687-2847 (386 amino acids)
Biological process (GO): protein desumoylation; proteolysis
Cellular component (GO): nucleus
Molecular function (GO): deSUMOylase activity
Source: RefSeq, a predicted model, not a curated record